This is a messenger RNA of Thalassophryne amazonica, 3387 nucleotides long. RefSeq names its product acireductone dioxygenase 1 (gene adi1). Lineage: Eukaryota; Metazoa; Chordata; Actinopteri; Batrachoidiformes; Batrachoididae. The record is from RefSeq and is a predicted model, not a curated record. The coding region runs from base 27 to 566 and encodes 179 amino acids. Gene Ontology annotation, molecular function: acireductone dioxygenase [iron(II)-requiring] activity. The transcript has 4 exons.
AAAAAACGCAGUUAAAAAAGGGGGUUAUGGAGCUGGACGCCUGGUACAUGGAUGCUUCUGAGGAAGACAAGAGACGCCCGCACAGACUCAAACCAAACCAGUCUGUUUCUCUGCAGGAAUUACAAAAACUGGGAGUUUUCUACUGGAAGCUGAAUGCUAACUUAUAUGAAACUGAUCCGAAGCUGCAGCAGAUCCGCAACAACCACGGCUACUCCUACAUGGACAUCAUCACCAUUCACAAAGACACUCUCCCCAACUACGAGGAAAAGCUCAAGAUGUUCUUUGAGGAGCACUUGCACUUGGAUGAUGAGAUCCGCUACGUCCUGGACGGCCAGGGCUACUUCGACGUCAGGGACAAAGACGACCGGUGGAUCCGGAUCAGCACAAGGAAGGGGGAUCUGAUCACUCUGCCGGCCGGUAUCUACCAUCGCUUCACCCUGGACGAGACUAACUACAUUAAAGCCAUGAGGCUAUUUGUGGGCGAACCUGUGUGGAAAGCAUACAACCGACCGGCUGAUGACUUUGACAUCCGCCAGAAGUACAUAGCUUCUCUGCAGGCGUCCUGAGAGCUGCUGAAGACAUCUGAGCUACAUCUGGAUGUGCCACAGCUGUAAAGUUGAUUUUUUUUUUUCUUUUCUUUUAGUUGAAAUUUUGUCAUUAAAAUGGUUAAAAUAACAGAAAAAUCCCACUUGUGUUGUGCAGAUGUAACACGGACCUGCAGUUCCUCCAGGAAUUUGAUAAUGUGUUUGAACAUUUGUCUUUGGUUCCAUUCAUUCAUGGACAAACACUCACACCUGCUCACAUACACAUGGUUCAUUUAAAUUCACCAGUUCACCUAACCUGCAUGUCUUUGGAUGUGGGAGGAAACCAGAGCACCUGGCGGGAUCUGUCUCCGCCUUCUUUUUAACAUGGCAUGUUCUAUGAGGCAGCCUCACGUACUGGAGCCUCUGCAAAUGUUUUUGUCUCCAGACCAAAUGAACAGCCAAGAAACAUGUUGUAUCUUCUAAGUCUUACACACAAAGUAUAACACUGUUCCCGAAAUUGUAAAUUCAAUACUUUUCAGAAAAACAACCCUUUUAUGUAAUAAUGUUUAUGGCAACUUUCCUGGAUUGAACUCGCACACAGUAAUUUAGCUUCAGCAUCUUCCGGCUUCUCCCCUUUCCAUGUAGUGUACAGUCAGCCUUCUGCUUUUCCCUCUGUUAGGCCCCACUCUUCUGUUCCCUCAGCUCUCAGCCUCAUCCUCCGUUGCCAACAAACCUGGGAGUAGGCCAGAAAAGCUUUGUUAUGCUCUUCGUUGUCCUACAAGGCCACCACUAAUUGGAAGAGGGCCACCGCACCACUGUAUUCCCCCAGAUAAAACGUUUGGCUUGCCACACGCCACCUUGCGCUCAGAGGACAGCCCAGGAAAUUGGCUCCCAGGUUCAUUGGUCCUUUUCCAGUGUCCAAAAUUAUUAAUUAACCCUGUUUCUGUUUGUCUCCGUCUCCUCAGGUCCAUGCACGUUCAUCCCACUUUCCAUGUCAGUCAUCUCAAACCCAUCCGUCCUAGUGUUUUGACCAAUUUGUAACAUCUGACACUGCACAGUGAUUGCACACCACACACACACACACACACACACACACAAAGUGUGGAGUUUCACCUAAACUGUUCCUGGAUGAAUGAAACUCCUCCAGCGGGGCACAGGGCACCCAGGCUGGCAUGCACCCAGCUGGGAGUGAGCCCUCUUUGUCCUCGGUGGUCGGUGGGGCUGUGCGAGUGAAAGCUGGAAGUCUGGAGGGGGGCUAGACAUGUCUCAUUUUAGUGGGAUCCCCAUGCCCCUCUCUGGACAUUCAUCCAGGAGCACCUUAGGGGAAAAUCCACACUUUGUGUUUGAUUCCAGUGUGUUAUCGGCUAACCUCAGCCCGCUUCUUUACUGAGGGACUGGAAGUACGUAUAUAAAACAGUUUAGCCACCGAUCUUUUCUCAUAAUUACGAGAUCCUGAUCUCGUAAUUAUGAGAUCAGCAGUCAAAUUUUUUUUUUUUUAUCCAGUCAAUGUAAUACGCUUCGGUACAAACAAACAAAAGCAGGAAACAAAAACACACAUGGGAAAUAAGUGACGUAGGAGUGACUAAACUAAAUACAAAAGAACGGUGAUCAAGAAAUAAAAGGACACUAAAAGGUGAGUGCAGCAGGAACCUCAAAUAAAGCAAUAUAAAAGUGAUAAGUGCAGCAUAAAUGAGAAUAACUAAGAAAGUACUAACAGGGAUCAAACUGAAAUAACAAUCAGCACAAAAUAAAAGACAAACCACAAUCCAGAAUCACGAGAAAUCAUAAGUGGAUAACAAAACUAAUAACUGACUGAAAGAUUUAAACCACAGACACAAAAUCAGAUUAACAGAACAGAGUGCAAUCAAAAACUACACAUGAGGGGCAGAACAUCUAAUAGACAGCGGGGAAAGACAGAACCAGAGGUGAAGAGAGGUGGUUUCACCAGCCCACACAUGCAGGAGCCUGCACACAGGUACAGAAUGUCAGGACGCCAGGACACACCCUCGCUCGCAUGACACAGAGCCAUUCGCGUCUGUCACACACCCACAGGUGCAGGACGCACGCGUGACACAGAGCCACACACCCACACAAGCAGAAAAUAAAGACAGAAGGAAAAAAACACACCCCACAAUGAUCCCAAACUCAAAAAUACAGCCAAACGGGCUGAUUAGCAGAACCCCAACACAGGCGAUACAAGUCCACCCUUAUAAGCAAAUAUUUUUAAAUCAGAAAACUAAAUUUAAGUGUUUCUUAGUUCACAUCUAAUAAAUGUUUGGAGUUUAAUGAUAAAUAUCUGCCCAUAUUUCUGUUUAUUUAAUCUAUGUGGAUGAAACCUCUUGUUCAAAAAUAAUAGUGUGUUUAUAAAAAGUGAGUAAAGCUCAAAAUCCUCAAAAUAGUUUUGUUUGUGAAGACUGCACAUUGUACUCCAAAUCACAACAUGAAGAAAGAUUUAUCAAAUUUAUUACUUUACAGAAAGUGAAGAAAAAGGAAUAUUAGGCUCUUUGGAAAAAUAGUCUACCUUUUUAUUCACAAACUCAAACAUUUACUGUAUAAACUAAAAAAAAUGAUUGUAGAUUUAUCUUUCCUGUGAAUCGCUAAACUAAUAUUUAGUUGUAAACACUGUUUCUGUGAACUGCUUCACAUCUAUGUUACAUGGAUUUGACCAUCUUCUGAUACCUGUUAAGAUAUUCCACUCCUGGAGGACUGGACCACAUUCCACAAUUCCUCCAUUUCUUGGUUUUCCUCCAGAAACAGCAUUUUUUUUUAUGUCCCUCCUGUCCUGUGUACCAACAGCAUUUCUUGUGUAUUCGUCCAUGAAUUGUUCUGCAACUUAUGUUUGUAGCAUGGCCCAAGCAGAGGG